UGUUCUAAAACUGUGGUAUGUGGAGGGGAAUGGACUGCAGUAGGAGAGAAGUGUUUCUACUUUUCUGAWAUCAGAAACUGGACAGCCAGUGACAGAGACUACAGAUCCCAGGGGUCAAAACCGGCUCAGAUUGAUACACAAAGGGAUAUGGAAUUUUUGAAGAAAUAUACAGGAACUUCCAUGCAUUGGAUUGGGUUGAGCAGGAAAGUGGGAGAGUCUUGGAAAUGGGCAAAUGGUACCACAUUCAAUGCUGUGUUUGAAAUAAAAGGGGAUGGAKUCUUUGUAUUCCUGAAUGCUGAUGGAGUCCAUAGUUCCAGGGGAUUAAUUGAUAUCAAGUGGAUUUGCAGCAUAUCUAAGUAUUUGUAG
Messenger RNA from Urocitellus parryii (Arctic ground squirrel), 366 nucleotides. It is a transcript of the gene Clec2a, whose product is annotated as C-type lectin domain family 2 member A. The record is from RefSeq and is a predicted model, not a curated record. Lineage: Eukaryota; Metazoa; Chordata; Mammalia; Rodentia; Sciuridae. Gene Ontology annotation, cellular component: external side of plasma membrane.